Vicia villosa (hairy vetch) is the source of this 2437-nucleotide messenger RNA. Its product is annotated as 2-phytyl-1,4-beta-naphthoquinone methyltransferase, chloroplastic. The transcript is spliced from 9 exons. Gene Ontology annotation, biological process: phylloquinone biosynthetic process. The record is from RefSeq and is a predicted model, not a curated record. Lineage: Eukaryota; Viridiplantae; Streptophyta; Magnoliopsida; Fabales; Fabaceae. Bases 193 to 939 code for a protein of 248 amino acids. Gene Ontology annotation, molecular function: 2-phytyl-1,4-naphthoquinone methyltransferase activity.
GAUUAGAGAAACCCGUCCUCUAUAGUGGUAGAAGAAGAACCAGACUCUCCUACCCCCAUAAAUUUGUGGAGAAAGUAGAAGAAAAUCCUUGUUUCUCCCCAACACCCAACCUAACAAAACACCUAUUUAUACUCUAGCCCAAAGUUUAGAUAUUCAUUCAUUAGUUUCCAAAAUUUCAUUACAAUAUAAGAGAUGCUGACGGCGCUUGCCCCUUAUCCUUCUUCCACAUUCCGACCAACAUCCAUUCGCUGCGCCAACGACCGCCAGGCGCUCUUUAACCGCAUCGCUCCUGUCUAUGAUAAUCUGAAUGAUUUGCUGAGCUUGGGCCAGCACCGGAUUUGGAAGCGAAUGGCAGUUUCCUGGACUGGAGCAAAAAUGGGUGAUCGUGUGUUGGAUGUAUGCUGUGGAAGUGGCGAUUUAGCAUUUCUCUUGUCCAACAAUGUUUCCUCCCAUGGCAAGGUGAUUGGUCUUGAUUUCUCAAAGGAACAGCUAAUGGUUGCCGAAUCACGGUCGUCUUCAAAGAGCUGCUUCAAGAAUAUCGAGUGGGUUCAAGGGGAUGCUCUUGACUUGCCAUUUGAUGAUGGUUGGUUUGAUGCAAUCACUAUGGGAUAUGGUCUUCGAAAUGUUGUUGAUAAGCGUAAAGCCAUGCAGGAAAUUUUACGUGUACUAAAGCCCGGUUCUACAGUGUCUAUCCUUGACUUCAAUAAAAGCAAUGAGCUGCUAACUUCUUCAAUUACGGAAUGGAUGAUUGACAAUGUUGUUGUUCCUGUAGCCUCUGUUUAUGGCCUUUCGGAAGACUACAAAUAUCUCAAGAGUUCCAUAAGAGAAUUUUUAACAGGGAAGGAAUUGGAGAAACUUGCUUUAGAAGUAGGAUUUUCGACUGCCCGACAUUAUGAGAUCGGUGGAGGACUCAUGGGGUGCUUGGUAGCUAAACAUUAGAUGAGAUUUAGGGGUCAUCUUUGUGUAUCAAUAGAUUCCCACGUCCCAUCUUUUUUCUGGUGUGGACUGUGUUCGGGCUGUAUAAAUAUAAUUUAUAAACUCUGCAGUUAAUUCAAAUGCAUUAUUAACUAACAAAUCACAGUUCUUUUAGUGCCAAACAUUCUACUGUUAAUUAAUUAUAUUUGCAAAGUUUGAAGGAAAUGCUCUCCAAUCAUGUUUUCAUAUUACUAAGUUUCUUUCUUAAAUAACGGUGCUGUCAUGAAUGUUCAAAAUUCCGAACUAGUAACUAAAUUAUGUAGUAAAUGUGUAUCAUGGAACUAUACAGUUUACAUUAUUUUCUUUCCAUAAUUGUAUUAGAAAGUUUGCUUUAACAACUAACAUCUCCUUUUGCCUGAAGUAUACAUUUGAAAAAGUAACUGAUCCGAUGCAUUUUUAGCAACCAUCAGUGUUGUAGUUCCUAGCUAAAGCCAAUUUACUUGCGGCGUCAUAGACUUGCUGUGUGCAGUGGUUUUAUCUGCAUUUUCACGGUCAUCUAGGAUAGAAAGAGCUAUGAGACAUAGUAGCAAUUGAAUCAGUUGCAUUGGGGAGGUAAAACGGGUCACCACUUGUGUCAUGGAGUUCCAUAGUACUCUCAUCUAGGAAGGGCGGAUUCGAGGGAGCUACAAGAGGCUCUUCACUCUUGGUUAGCAUCUGUAAUGCCUUUGACAUAGUUGGUCGUAAUGAAGGGACUUCUUGAGUGCAUAGAAGUCCUAUGUGAACCACUCUUAAAAGCUCAUUCUUAACAUCACUAUUGUGAUCAUCGCGCAACUCUAUAUUUGGAUCAAAUAGUUGUUCGGAAGCCCCAGACUGAAAAUGCUUCCAUGCCUGAUGUUGCAAGAAUGAAUGUCAGACAAAAGAUAGAGAAAGAGUUCUGUAGUUGAACAACAAUCAGAACAAAAACAGCAAAGGAAUCUGCAACUGACCACUAUAACUAAGCUGUCUGAAUAUUCUGAUGCUUUGCUCCUGUUGUUCUGUCUUCCAGUAACUAUCUCUAGCAGCAACACUCCGAAACUAUAUACGUCCGCUUUUUCUGUUAAUUGACCGUGAGCUAGAUACUCUGGAGCCAUAUACCCCCUGCAGGUCCAGGAAUAAACUAAACUAGUACAUGACUUUUUCAUAUAUAAUACAUUGUUCUUUUUUUGCAACAGUAGUUUUCUUUUUGAGUCUUAUUUUGAUUUUUUUCUUCAAAACUUUUAGUAUUUACCGAAAAACACAAUACUUACAAAGUUCCUGCAAUAGCUGUACUUAUGUGGCUUUUGUCUUCUUGAAAGGACCUGGCCAAACCAAAAUCUGCAAUUUUAGCUCGAAGCUUUGAAUCCAAUAGGAUGUUGCUGGCUUUUAUAUCUCUAUGAAUUAUCCUGAUUUUGGAGUUCUCAUGCAGGUAAACUAAUCCUUCAGCUGUCCCGACAAUUAUUUCAUAUCUCUUUUCCCAUUUUAGUUCUCUUCCCUUGUUUUUAUC